Molecule: messenger RNA, 1401 nt
Organism: Tetrahymena thermophila SB210
Lineage: Eukaryota; Ciliophora; Oligohymenophorea; Hymenostomatida; Tetrahymenidae
Product: EF hand protein
Exons: 4
Molecular function (GO): calcium ion binding
Source: RefSeq, a predicted model, not a curated record
AUGUCAAAGCCAAAAAUAGAAGACUAAGCACAAAAUAAUUCUUCCAAACAAAAAUAAUACGAGGAUUUUGAUAAAAGUGAAUAUGACUAAGAAUCCAAAGAAGCUAUUCGGUUAGUGUUCUAAAAAUUUGAUAGAGAUGGAAGCGGCGAUAUUCAAUUUGAUGAAAUAGGAAAUUUGGCAAAAGAAUUAGGAUUAAAAAUAAAAAAUGAAGAUAUAUAGCAAAUAUUUUAAGAUUUAGAUUAGAACUCUGAUAAAAAGAUCAGUUUUGAUGAAUUUUGGGCUUGGUGGUCAAGUGGCAAACCAAAUAAAUUAGAGAAGCUCGUAUAUUAUAAGUUGAAAGGGAUGAAGCUAUUAAAAAAAGCUCAUACUGAAUUUACAAGAAUGGGAUCAUCUCUUGAUUCAAAAUAUGAUAAGAGUAUUGAUACGCAUUAUAUAGCUUUAAAUUAUGGAUCUUCAAAAGGAGAGCUCUCUGCACAUAUAAAUUUAUAUAUUUAGCAUAGCAAAAACUAAGAAGUGAGAGAGUAAGCCCUGAAAGGAAUUAAAUUAAAAGAUGAUACAUAACAAUCUGCCUUUGGUAUUGUAAUGAGAAUGAAAUCAAAAUCUCCAAAGGAAGGAAGAAAAAUACUUUUGAAUUUGCUUAUUGAUGUCAAAAGAAUUAUUGGACUUUUAAAUGGGCCACAAAUGGGAAAAUUAAUAGAACCUUUUGAGUUUGAGACAUUUGACGUAGAUGAUGAGAUAGUCUUAUUUAUAAAUUUUAAAAAAAGCACCUUAGAAAGUUUAAUUAUGCAUGACCUAAUUAAAGGAAUUUAUUAGAUAGGAGAAAAAUCAAAUGCUCAUUUAGAAAUACAUCUUGGUAUUAAAAACUCUUUGAAGAAAAUAAUUGAAGAGCCUAAUAUAAAAUUUGUAAAUUGGUUAUUUGAGGGGUUUUUAGCUGAAGCAAAGUUAACGAUGGACAGCUAACUUCUAAAGAAUAUAAGAAAACUCAUAAUAACUAUCUUUUCUUUACGAAAUAUGAAUAACCCUGAUGGAUAAUCUUUAGUGUCAUUUAUUUCAAUAAUGACUUUAUUGAGCAGUUCGAAAUUUCACAUAACUUUUAAAGAUAUGGAUAACAUUAAAACUUUCUUUGAAGGAUUGGGGCUUACAUAGCUUUCUGAAGAUGCACCAAGCUGCUUUGACCUGUUUAAAGAAUUAUUACAAGAUAUUUCUCUAGAUAAAAUAAUUGCUGAAAAUAGCUCGUAUCCCUUCCUUAAAAAAUUAAUAAACUUCCUUAAUGAUCAAGUUAGUGGAAAAGGCUUUAAUAUAUUUUUAUGCUUUGAUAUUGCAGUGCUGCACGCUGAAUUUAACUUUGAAGGAUUAGGGGAUAUAAUUUAAAAGUUAUUAUUUCCAAGUAGUAACUCUUGA